AUGAAGUGUACGUAUCUGAACAGACCAGACAGGAUCUCAUGUGAGGUUUGUGGAUUCAGGAUUAGAGUUGAUGAUAAUGAUGAUGAAGAUGAUGAUGACCUUUCUACCAUCAUUCACCCUCUCUCUACAUUUGACAUAGAGGAAGAUUCUGUAAGAGGUAAUUCUUUCUGGAACCCACCUGUCCAAAUAUGUCCACCAAAUCAUUCCACGGGAUAUUCAUUCGAGUAUAUGACAGAUGAAAGGCCACAAGACGGAAGCUUUUUCAGACGUGAAUUGAGAAUAAUACUCGUUGGAAAAACCGGAUCGGGAAAAAGUGCGACAGGAAAUACCAUUUUGGGCAAAAGAAUUUUUGAGUCGGAUGUAUCCAAUUCAAGCAUUACUAAAUGUUGCAAGAAAGGAUCAGUCCGAAGAUUCGGGGAAGAUAUACUAGUCGUAGAUACUCCUGGCCUUUUUGACACAGGAAUGACAAAUGAGGAUAUAACCAAGGAGAUUUUGAAAUGCGUAGGAAUCAGCGCCCCCGGGCCUCAUGCAAUUUUGCUUAUCAUCGGGAUCGGUCGAUUUACCAAGGAGGAAAGAGAUACAGUUGAAUUACUACGUAAAGCCUUUGGUCCAAACAUGCUGAAAUAUUUGAUAAUUGUUUUCACAAGAAAAGAUGAUCUAGACCGCGGGCGAAAAUCUAUACAGCAGAUUUUAAAUGACGCCCCACCGUCUUUGCAAGAAAUAAUCAGCAGUUGUAAAGAUCGGUUUUUUGCCAUAGAUAACACAGAAAUGGAGACUGAAAAGUCAGAGAAGCAGGUGAUGGAACUUUUAGAAAUGAUAAAAGGAAUGGUGAAGGAAAAUGGAGACAAAUUCUACACAAGUACAAUCUUUGACCAGUCGGAGUUAGCCAUUAGAGAACGCGAAAGAGAACUAAAAGCUAAAUAUGAGAAAAGCAUGGAGGAAAUUUCAAAUCUUAAAAAGAGAGAAAGGACAUUAGUCGACAAACUGGCACAAAUGGAAGAUCAACUCCUAGCCGACCAACAAAGUCUAUCGAAAAGACUCAGCUAUUUGCAGACGGAUAUGGAUCAUUUGAUGAUCGAAGCAAAUCCUGACAGUUUUGACGAAGAUGAAAAUUGUAAAUUGAUAAGUUUGCAGCAAAAGAUUAUAGGUGUAAAGAGUCGUUUGGAAGAUGUUAGGCGGGAACAAGAAGAGAAGAUGGACGACGAUUUAAGGAGUAUGUUUCCUCAUGAGUGUUCGGCGUUUCAUCAUCCACAUUACAGCAAACUUGACAGAUAUUUCAGAGACAAUGUUCGAAAUGAAAUUGAAAGAGGAGAUACAAAUAUAUUGAAGAAAGUGUGGAAGAAUAUCAAAAAGACAGGGUCAGAGCUAGUCAGUAAAUUUAAGGACAUAUUCGAUACAGUGAAGGAGAAAAUUGGUUUUUGA
Saccostrea echinata is the source of this 1422-nucleotide messenger RNA. RefSeq names its product GTPase IMAP family member 7-like. The coding region runs from base 1 to 1422 and encodes 473 amino acids. The record is from RefSeq and is a predicted model, not a curated record. Lineage: Eukaryota; Metazoa; Mollusca; Bivalvia; Ostreida; Ostreidae. Gene Ontology annotation, molecular function: GTP binding. The transcript is spliced from 3 exons.